GUAUCUCUUCAUAGGCAAAGGAGUGAGGUAUUUCAUCUGAAAAUGAAAACCAUAAUUCUUUUUGGGCUACUGGGAGCCACACUAUCAGCCCCGAUUAUCCCACAGCGCCUUUUGUCUGCAAGCCACAGCAAUGAGGUUAGUUUAGAUACUAGCCCAUUUAAUUCAUGGAUUCCUCCUUUCUCUGGGAUUCUACAACAGCAGCAAGCUCCGAUUCCAGGACUCUCCCCAUUCUCCUUAGCAACUCUAGACCAGGUUGCUAGACUGUUCCCAAAUCAGAUAACUUUCCCAGGACAGGUCAGCUUUGCCCAGGGAAACCAGGUGGGACAACUGGACCCCUCACAGCCUCAAGCACCAGUGCAGGCCCACCAGGGCCCUAAUAAUGCGAUGCCCUAUGUGUUCUCCUUUAAAAUGCCUGAAGAGCAAGCCCAGAUGCUUCAAUACUAUCCGGUUUACAUGCUGCUUCCCUGGGAACAACCUCAGCAAACAGUCCCAGAGUUACCUCCACAAACAGGACAGCAGCAAUUUGAGGAGCAGAUGCCAUUCUAUACUCAAUUUGGAUAUAUCCCACAACAAGUCGAACCUGUUAUACCAGGAGGACAGAAGCAACUAGCCUUUGAUGCCAUCAUAGGCACAGGUCCUGAAACUGCUGCAAUGCCAGCAGAAGGAGUGAUACCAUAUUUACAAAACAAAAUGAUAAACUUUAAGCAUGCCAGUAGAGGAAUUGUCAUUCCUCCAACUUCACAAAAACCCAGCACAACAAAUGCUUUUGCUUCUGCUAUAGACCCAACUAUUACCCCAGAGCCCAUGGAAGAGAAGGCCAAGACUAGUAGCCUAAAGGAACCAUAA
Myotis davidii is the source of this 846-nucleotide messenger RNA. RefSeq names its product odontogenic, ameloblast asssociated (gene ODAM). The coding region runs from base 43 to 846 and encodes 267 amino acids. The record is from RefSeq and is a predicted model, not a curated record. NCBI's taxonomy places the organism in Eukaryota, Metazoa, Chordata, Mammalia, Chiroptera, Vespertilionidae. The transcript is spliced from 10 exons.